CAAAAGAACACGAUUCUUUAGUUCCGUAACAAGAUAAAGUUUUGAUUUGGUUUUGCACAACGUUACCUAUUGUGUACGGUUAAUAACGGAAUUAAUAGUAUGAUGCUUCGUUGGCGUGCGGUUCCUGUGGGAUUUAGCCGAUGGAUGUCCACCGUUCCGGCGGUGUCGGAGCAGCGUGCCGCAGUGGUUGGCCAACCACCCGAGGUAUUGCAGCAUCCGGAUUACUUUGGAGUUCAUAAACUUUUCACUGUCGAGGAUCUGUUCAAAGCCCGAGUCCACCUCGGACACAAGGAGGGAACGUUGAACGAGAACAUGAAAGGCUAUUUGUUCGGCUGUCGUCUCGGACACUGUGUGAUCGAUUUGGACAAAACGGCCGACCACUUGAGGGCAGCACUAAACAUUGCGGCCCACAUUGCGUACCGUGACGGGAUCAUUUUGUUUUUCAACCGAAAUGCACUCAACUCCCACCUGGUCGAGCGAACCGCCAAAGAGUGUGGAGAGUUCGCGCACACGCGGUACUGGCGCGGCGGAGUGUUCACCAACGCCAAUGUGCAGUUCGGGGCCGUUACCCGUUUGCCGGACCUGUGCAUUUUUCUCAACACCAUGAACAACGUCCUGGACAUGCACACGGGCGUACGUGAUGCUGCUAAAAUGAACAUCCCCACCAUCGGCAUCGUCGAUACGAACUGCAAUCCCAAUUUGAUCACUUAUCCCGUGCCUGGGAACGACGACACGCCCGUAGCCAUCGAGCUGUACUGCAGUUUAUUCAAAAAGGCCAUUCUGAUGGGAAAGGAAAAACGAAAAGAGCACCUCGCGGUGGCCUAGGGGGCAGGGAAGUCGUUUACGCAGUGAAAUAAAU
This is a messenger RNA of Anopheles cruzii, 859 nucleotides long. RefSeq names its product 28S ribosomal protein S2, mitochondrial (gene mRpS2). Lineage: Eukaryota; Metazoa; Arthropoda; Insecta; Diptera; Culicidae. Bases 100 to 825 code for a protein of 241 amino acids. The transcript has 3 exons. The record is from RefSeq and is a predicted model, not a curated record. Gene Ontology annotation, cellular component: ribosome; mitochondrial small ribosomal subunit. Gene Ontology annotation, molecular function: structural constituent of ribosome. Gene Ontology annotation, biological process: translation.